AUGUCGGUCUUCACAACCUUCUUCUCGCAACCACGCCUGGUCUUCAGCACCGCAAUCCUCCUCCGUCUUGGACUUCUCCUAUACGGACGAUGGCAAGACGCCAAUGGCCCAGUCAAAUACACCGACAUCGACUACUUCGUCUUCACAGACGCCGCGCGUUUCGUAGCACAAGGCCGCUCUCCCUACGACCGGGCAACGUACCGGUACACACCACUUCUGGCCUGGCUUUUGCUUCCGACUGCCUGGCAGACGAAGGGCGUCCCGCACCAUCUCUGGUUUGACUUUGGCAAGGCAUUGUUUGCUACUGGUGACAUUGUAACUGGAUGGCUCAUCAUGCGUAUCCUUGUCCGGAAGCAAGGCAUGCGCAGUGAGCAAGCGAUGAAGUAUGCAAGUCUGUGGCUGCUCAAUCCAAUGGUGGCCAAUAUUAGCACGAGAGGAAGCUCUGAGGGUCUGCUUGCUGUUUUAGUCAUUGGGCUGCUGUGGGCGGUCCUCGAGAACAGGAUCGCUCUUGCUGGCAUACUGUUGGGACUGAGCGUGCACUUCAAGAUCUACCCGUUCAUUUACGCAGCAAGCAUCUGGUGGUGGCUCGGAAGCGAGGAUGCUGGCACGACACCAUCCACAGAUCUGCUGUCGAGGCUGAAGUCCUUUUGCACAAGAGACAGGGUCACAUUGGCUGCGUACAGCUUAACGUCCUUCAUGGUUCUAAACGUUGCUAUGUACUCUUUCUAUGGCAUGCCAUUCAUCGAGCACAGCUACACAUACCACUUCACGCGCAUCGAUCACCGGCAUAACUUCUCAGUGUACAACACCGUACUGCACCUCAACAGUGUCCAUGGUGACAGCUCGCCUUUCAAGAUCGAGUCCUUUGCUUUCGCACCCCAGGUGUUGCUCAGCCUGGGUGCAUUGCCAUCCCAGCUUGCGAAGAAAGACCUGCCGAGCACGAUGCUUGCGCAGACGUUCGCUUUCGUCACCUUCAACAAGGUGUGCACUAGCCAAUACUUCUUGUGGUACAUGGUCUUUCUACCAUUCUACCUUCCCGGGUCUUCGAUGCUUCGAAAACCGUCUCUGGGCAUUACUGCCUUAGCUCUCUGGGUUGUCGGCCAAGCUGCGUGGCUCCAGCAAGCUUAUGGGCUCGAGUUUCUCGGCCACUCCACUUUUGUGCCUGGCCUAUGGCUCGCGAGUAUGUUGUUCUUUGGCAUCAACUGCUGGAUCCUCGGCAUCAUUGUCCAGGAUAUCGGGGUUCAGCCGGGAUCCAGUGCAAGUCCAGAGGUCUCAAAGCAGAAGAAGUCGAGGUGA
Molecule: messenger RNA, 1296 nt
Organism: Saxophila tyrrhenica
Lineage: Eukaryota; Fungi; Ascomycota; Dothideomycetes; Mycosphaerellales; Extremaceae
Gene: GPI14
Product: GPI mannosyltransferase 1
Exons: 3
Coding region: 1-1296 (431 amino acids)
Biological process (GO): GPI anchor biosynthetic process
Cellular component (GO): glycosylphosphatidylinositol-mannosyltransferase I complex; membrane
Molecular function (GO): alpha-1,4-mannosyltransferase activity; GPI mannosyltransferase activity
Source: RefSeq, a predicted model, not a curated record